Molecule: messenger RNA, 1305 nt
Organism: Brenthis ino (lesser marbled fritillary)
Lineage: Eukaryota; Metazoa; Arthropoda; Insecta; Lepidoptera; Nymphalidae
Source: the annotation of a GenBank genome assembly
AUGGCACAUGCGGUGAACCAAAUACCACAAUUAGAAAGUGGAAAUUUCACUAAUUGGCUCUUUCGAAUAGAGAUUGCCAUGGAUGAAAAGGGGUGUGUGGAUGCAAUACGUAAGAAAACGGAUUUGAAAGAUGCAGAUUUAAAGAAAUCGGACGCCAAGGCUCACAACAUCAUCGUACAAGCACUUUCAGACAAACAUUUGGAAUAUGUAAAAGAAUCUAGAACAGUAUAUGAAAUGAUUGAAAACUUGAGAAAUGUUUUUGAACGAAAAACAACAAUUUCGAAUCUUUAUUCAAGGAGGAGCCUAAUAAAUUUAAAAUGUAAAAGGCAUGAUAGUGUUGAGGAACACUUUAACAAAUUUGACAAAAUAAUUAGAGAGAUAGAGUCGAACGGCACAAAAAUGACAGAGAAAGAUAAAGUAUGCCCGUUAUUAAUUAGUAUGCAAGGAGCAUACCCAUCUAUAGUGACUGCUCUAGAAACUUCAAACAUGGAACUUAAAAUAGAUUUUGUAAAAAGAGAAGAAAACGAUAGUGAAAAAGCUAUAUCAUUCAUUGCUUCUCAAGCUUAUACAGCAGCUACAUAUCAAAAUGAGAUAGAAUUUGUAAUAGAUUCGGGAGCAUCGAACCAUAUGAUUAGUAUAGAAUAUGAGAAAUAUAUGACUGAUAUACAAGAGAUACAAGAAAUUAAAGUUUUAGUUGCAAAUGGAAAUAUGUUAUCAGCUAAAAGGAAAGAGAAGACAGAAAAUAAUUUAUGGCAUAGGAGAAUGGGACACUUAAAUUAUCAAGGUAUGAAGAUACUAGGAUUACCGUUAUCUAAAGAACGAUGCACAAUAUGUAUGGAAGCUAAAGGAACCCGUUGUUCAUUCAGUCCAACCCCAAUUCCAAGAACAAAGAAAAUUGGAGAGUUGAUUUACUGUGAUAUUGGUGGCCCGAUAACACCAAUAAGUAAAGAUGGAGAAAAGUACUAUCUUACAAUAAUAGAUGAUUAUUCACAUUUUAUGGAGGUUAACCAAAUUGGAACCAAGAGCGAAGCCUAUGAUUAUGAUUGGAUAUUGCGGCUCAGGUUACAGACUAUGGAAUCCAAAACAAAUGAAAUAAUCGAGUCCAGAGAUGUACGAUUUGAUGAGUCAAACUACAGAUAUGAAGAAAAUGAAAGAAUCUCGUAUAUAGAUUAUGAUGAAAACGGAGAGAGCAAGACUUUAACAUCCAAAGAACCCCCUUCUACUUCUAAAGAACCAGAAAUAGAACCAUCCAGAAGCAGUAAAGGACAUGAAAGCUCAGAUGAUGAGGAAAACUGCAAUAAAAAA